Messenger RNA from Peronospora farinosa, 1032 nucleotides. Lineage: Eukaryota; Oomycota; Peronosporomycetes; Peronosporales; Peronosporaceae. The record is from the annotation of a GenBank genome assembly.
AUGCUGAUUAUUACCGCGCUGAUCGUAUGGUCAGCUGCAUGCGCGGCAUCCGUGAUGCCUGUGCAUGCCAUCCGCAGUGCACACAAGUCCACUACAUGGAAUGUGACGAACACUCUCAUCUCGGGCUCCAGCGUGAGCAUGGAUUCGAAUUACUACAGCUCCGAGGAGAGAGGUGGUCCACCGGCGGAUAUCGUAACUAUACUAAAGAAUUUCCACGCACCCACGCAGCCGUCUGCUACGAUUGAAACCAUGAGUGAGGAAUUUGCUCGUGUAACCCAAAACGGCGAGAAUUUUCUUCGUGACUGGAAAAAGUCUGUUAAGUCACAAGACCCAAAGCUCCAGAAAGAAGCUGUAAAUGAGGUGAUGUUCAAAACAUUAGCAGGUCAUUUUCAGGGUGAUGCUCUCAGCUGUUUUCUCGUUGCGGGUACAAAGAUUGACACAACGAGGGACAUUGCUCUCGAACUGCUAGACCUCCAGGUCCAUAAGUGGGUAAGCGACGGGCGAAAUGAGGAAGAGGUGUAUAAGCUUUUGGAGCUUGACCAGCCGAAAAGCAAUCCUUUCGAAAGCCCAGUGUUUCUUAAGUGGAUUAAGUUUGUAAGUGAAAUAUACACGACUCCAAAACGCAAGACGUAUAAAGUCUUGGCCAAACAGUUUAAGGGCGAUGAACUAGCUAAAGUUCUGGUUGAGGGAACAAAAACGGGUUUUGGUAAAUCGAAAAACCGCGCUAGAAAGUUGCUAGACCUCCAGGUGGAUAAGUGGAAAAGUGACAAGCGAAAUGAGGAAGAUGUGUUCAAGCUGUUGCAACUCGACAAGACGGAUGGUAAACCUCUAAAAAGCCCGAUCUUUCACAAGUGGGCCAACUUUAUCUGGCAGCGAUACCCUGAUGAUGAACCGGAUAAGAUGAUUCUCGACAAACUAUCAUCUUUUUACAAGAGUAAGAAUGCUCUAGUGGGUGCUCUAGAGGAGGAAGAUCGUGCAACAUUAAAAAAAGCUUUUAAGGUAUCAGCUAUUCGAAAGAUACUAAACUACUAG